Messenger RNA from Calypte anna (Anna's hummingbird), 8416 nucleotides. RefSeq names its product coagulation factor VIII (gene F8). The transcript has 27 exons. Gene Ontology annotation, molecular function: oxidoreductase activity; copper ion binding. The record is from RefSeq and is a predicted model, not a curated record. Lineage: Eukaryota; Metazoa; Chordata; Aves; Apodiformes; Trochilidae. The coding region runs from base 481 to 6912 and encodes 2143 amino acids.
AGCUAUCUUCCCAGCUCUGCCCCUGCAGAUGUAAAGUGAGGUCCAGGCUCCCAGUCAAGUUCAGACUGACCUGCAGGGGGGAAAUAAAGGCUCUUGCAGGCUGGGCAGCAGCAGGGCACUGGCCUACAACUCACUCUCCUCUUCCCUCUGCAGUGAGAGAGAAGGUUGGACCAAGCAGAGAACACACAUAAAUUCAACUUCCUCUGCAACCCUCCCUUUCCUCACCUCUACUCAUACAAAGGCCAGGGAACUGAGCCAGAUGGGUCCUGCAGUGGAACUUGCUGCUGCACUGGCCCCCCUUUUCCUUUUGUUUUUUUUUCCUUUCCUCCUCACACUGCCUCCCCAGAAGAAGAGAGGGAGAGUCCACUGCUAACACAUUCCUCGUUGCAGUAACCCACUCAAAUAGUUCCUUGAUGUCUUCGAAAAACUCUCCAGAACUCUGACUGAGUCUGCAGCCACUGUGGUUCCCAGCUGGCAGCCAUGAUGCUGGUGGGAGCACUGGGUGGCAUCCUUCUUCUCUGCCUGGUUGAGGAAGGCAUCAGCAAAGUCAGAAGAUACUACAUCGGAGCAGUGGAAACCACCUGGGAUUACACACACAGCAAUCUGCUCUCCGUGCUGCAAGCGCCUCCAGGCAUAUUGGGGCACUCAGAACCACACUUCCCCAUACCUGGAAUCCUUCCCCAGUACAGGAAGGCCGUGUUUGUGGAGUACCCUGAUGCCUCGUUCUCACAGCCCAAGCCUAAACCAGCAUGGAUGGGACUCUUGGGCCCCACCAUUCAAGCAGAAGUCUAUGACACUGUUGUCAUCACAUUUAAGAAUCUGGCCUCCCGCCCGUACAACCUCCAUGCAGUUGGAGUCUCCUACUGGAAGGCAUCAGAGGGUGCAGGUUAUGAGGAUGAGACCAGCCAGCCAGAGAAGGAGGAUGACAGGGUGGAUCCAGGGAAGACACAUACAUACAUCUGGGAAAUCCAGCAAAACCAGGGCCCGGCAGAGGGUGACUCAGCAUGCCUGACCCACUCCUACUUCUCCAACACUGACAGUGUGAAGGACAUCAACUCUGGUUUGAUUGGAGCCCUGCUUGUCUGCCGACCUGGGACCUUGGCAAGCAAGGAGAACCAGAACACACAGCAAGAGUUUGUGAUGCUCUUCGCAGUGUUUGAUGAAGAGAAAAGCUGGUACUCUGAUCUUGGGUCCACAGCAGCUCCUCAGACCUUGGCUCACAACAGGAGGGAUCUGCACACCAUCAAUGGCUACAUCAAUGGCUCACUGCCUGGUCUCACACUGUGCCUCAAGAAGCAGGUCCAUUGGUACGUGAUUGGGUUGGGCACAGCACCAGAAGUCCACUCUAUCUUCUUUGAAGGCCAGACAUUCCUGGUGAGAAGCCACCGUCUCAGCAGCCUGGAAGUCUCCCCUGUCACAUAUCUCACAGCCCAGAGCAUGCCAGGAACAGCUGGCUUGUUUCGGAUGUUCUGCCAGAUACUGUCCCAUCAGCAAGCUGGCAUGGAGGCCAUUGUGAAGGUGGAAGAGUGUCCGGAGGAGCGCCUGAUGAAGAUGGGAACGCUGUCAGAUGAGCCAGAGGACAUGGAUUACCCUGAAGAAGAGGAGGAAACUUAUAAUGUGAUUCAAGUGCGCUCUUUUGCCAAAGAGAAGCCUGUGACCUGGACUCACUAUAUUGCAGCUGAGGAAAUGGACUGGGACUAUGCUCCCAUGAAGCCAGUGUCUCUGGACAGAAACAUUACAAGCCUGUUCCUGGAGUCUGGCCCCCAACGGAUUGGUUCAAAGUAUAAGAAAGUGAUGUAUGUGGAGUAUCAGGAUGCAACCUUCAAGAAGCGCAAGGUGUCAGAUCAAAUGGACAAGGGAAUUUUGGGGCCUGUCAUUAAGGGCGAAGUUGGAGAUCAGUUUAAGAUUGUGUUCAGAAACCUGGCAAGCCGACCAUACAACAUCUACCCUCAUGGCCUCACCAGUGUAGGGCCAUACCACACCACGAAGACCUUUCAAGAUAAAGAUGUGAAGGACAUUCCCAUUCCCCCUGGCCAGUCAUUCACCUACAGCUGGAGGGUCACCACUGAGGAUGGGCCUGCCCAAGCAGAUCCUCGCUGCCUCACCCGGUUCUACUACAGCUCCAUUGACCCAGUCCGAGAUAUGGCCUCAGGCCUGAUUGGGCCCCUCCUGAUCUGCUUUAAGAAGUCCAUGGAUCAGAGAGGAAAUCAGAUAAUGUCAGACAAAACGAGGUUGGUGCUGUUUUCUGUGUUUGAUGAGAACCGCAGCUGGUACCUGGAAGAGAACAUCAGGAGAUUCUGCACCGAUGCAGCCCAUGUGGAUACCCAGGAUCCCUAUUUUUAUGCCUCCAACAUGAUGCACACUAUUAAUGGCUUUGUGUUUGACAACCUCCAACCAAAACUCUGCCUGCAUGAAGUUGUGUACUGGUAUGUUUUAAGUGUUGGGGCCCAAACAGAAUUCCUCUCCAUCUUCUUCUCCGGAAACACAUUCAAGCGCAACACAGUCUUUGAGGAUGUGCUUACCCUCUUCCCGUUUUCUGGAGAAACAGUCUUCAUGAGUUUGGAAAAGCCAGGCAUCUGGAUGCUGGGGUGCUUGAAUCCUGAUUUCAGAGACCGAGGAAUGAGUGCCAAGUUCACCGUCUUGCAGUGCCAGCAUGAGCAAUACCCUGAUGGGGAAGAUUAUGUGGAUUUUGAGGAGGAGGAAGACACCUUUGACUUCCAACCCAGGGGUUUCUCUAAAAGCAAGAGAUGGCACAAGCCAGGUAUGAAUGAGCAACUGAGCAACAUCACCUUUUCCAGAAAUGAGACAGAGAAGCCAAACUUGACAGAACCCAGCCAUGGGGCCCUCCUAAGCAAUAGCAGGAUUUCUGAUCCCACUUCCAGUGGCACAUCAACAGUUUUAGGAACAAUCCCACAUCCACCUGUUUUUUCCACGUCUUCUCUGGUAGAGGCAAACUAUGAACCAGUGUCCAAUGAAUCCUUCCUGGAAGAUGAAGAAGAAUUGUCAAAAAUCAUCAGCCAAGAUGAAGGCUUUGGAACUCUCCAACCUGGAAAACAUUUGACAAGUGGAAGGGUUCAUGGUACUGUGAGCUCAGAAGAACGUCAGCAGUGGCUGGACCAGAAUGACCUGGAGCAAAAUCUGGAACUUCAGGACAAGACUUCAGAGGGUGCUGAGGAGAGUUUGCUAAGAGGGACUAAUAAAAUAUCCUUAAACCUAUACGAGUCAAAGGAGACAAUCAAUAGAGAACUGUCUUUAAGCGCUGAUCAUAACUCCUUCUCUACACUGGACAGAAAUUCUGCAUCUUCAGAUGAGGCAGAAGACAACAGGUCUUCUCAUGAAGUGCUUCACAGUCACACCAGAGAAAGCAAUUAUUCAUCAAAUGAGCUCCAUGCUAGGCUGGAAAAAAGACCUCACAAAGUGAUUUUGCAAGGCUUCUAUAAAUCAUCUGAAGGGAAGAAUGUUUCUUUGUCAGACCUGGGACCCAGCAAACCUGUACAACUCCUCACAGAUGAGAGUAACUCCUUGCCUGCAAAAAGUAGCACAGAACAAGUAGCCAGUGAACUUGCCAAAGGGAUAAACCUUCCAGAAAGCACCUUUGCAAGCACCAAUGACCUUGAACCUUCCAGCCACAUAACGAUGGAAGAGAAGGAUGAAAUAAUCUUGGAGGCAGUGUUUCAGGAUGCUGCAGCCACUAAGGAAUUGCCAGAGACACACCGUCUUGCCUUUCCUGAAUUUAAUGACUUUGCUAAUGACACAAGGCAGUUCCCAAAUGCUUUCUUAAACAGCUCUGAGCUGGUUCAGAGACACAGAGCUCCAGCCUCAAGUAUGAGUGGUCCCAACUGGAGGCCUCAGCAAGCCAGGCCACUGGAGAGCAGAGGCUUGAUGCAUGUUCUGGGCCUUCCUAACACCAGUUGGCCUGGCAACAGGGACUCCAUCUCUGAAGGUGACAGAGCAGAGCAUGAUCUGGCCAGCCAGACCCUUGAGACAGCAGUGAAUAAGAAAGCCCCAAGGGUGUGUGGACCUCAUUCCCCUUUUUGCAGUGCUCGCUUUAAAAAGAGGUCCCUGAUAUCCAGGGACACUUUGCCUGAGGUGCUGGUGACUCAGCAAAGCCUGGAAGAAAAAUCAUUCAUGUCUGAGGGGAAACUACACCAGGGCAGGGAUGCUCCACGAGCUUUGCUUGGAGAUGGAGCUGAGGAGAUGCAUCCUGAGGGGAAUCCAAGCAUCAGUGAGAGGACUCAGCACAGGGGAAGCUUCUUUCCCACAGGAGGACCACUGGGAAGAAAGGCAGAGAUGGCAGCAAGCAGCUCAGUAAGACAGGCUGCUGCUGUGGCUGCAGACCUGUCCUCAAACUGGGACCCAGUCACCCUGGGGGCAGCAGGAGCCACUGGAGGCUUGCAGAGCCCAGCUUUGGCUGGGCUGCAGCCAGGCAGAGGUGCUGUCUGGGGGCCUUCUGGGAGCAAGCAAACUCAGGGUGAAAGCCAGAUGGAGGAGGAAACAAAUUCAGUGAGGCAACUGGGUCAGUUCAGUCUUCAGCCACAGCAGCAUAAAGACAAUGUCAUAGAGGGCUAUGUGCCUGAAAGCUCAUCUGGGCAAAGCCCAAAACAAAUCCAUAUGAAACCAGCCUCCAAUGAGAACUAUUCCCUGUCUCUAAGCAGCCUUGCUCACAACCACAGCACUAUCAAUAAAACAGCCAAACAGAAAGGCAGUCCAGAGGGAUGGCAUGUUCUCGGUGGGGAAGAUGUACUCAGAGACACUGGUGAGAGAGAGGACCAGGGCCUAAAACAGCCCAAGGAGCGUGAGAAAAGCAAAAGCACAUCUAGGAACCAUGCCCCAGAGCAUAGUGAGAGACUGGCUCUGAACAAUGGGACCCAUUCCAUCCACUUGAGAUCAGAGACUGGCAAGCCAGACUAUGAUGAGUAUGGUGACACAGAGCAGACCAUGAAGGAUUUCGACAUCUAUGAGGAAGAGGAGCAUGACCCACGCUCCUUCCAGGGGGAGGUACGGCAAUACUUCAUUGCAGCAGUGGAGUUAAUGUGGGAAUAUGGGAACCAGAGACCUCAGCACUUCCUAAAAGCCAUCAGGGAUCCCAGGAGUGGCAGGAGGAAGCCUUUCCGACAGUACCGCAAGGUGGUUUUCCGGGAGUACGUGGAUGAUUCCUUCACACAGCCAGUACAGCGGGGAGAGCUGGAUGACCACUUGGGCAUCCUUGGGCCAUACAUCAGGGCAGAAGUUGAAGAUGUCAUCAUGGUUAUUUUCAAGAACUUGGCCUCACGGCCCUUCUCCUUCCACUCCACACUGCAAGCCUAUGAAGAGGUGCUGGACAGACAAGAGGUGAAGCCUGGUGAGCUCCGAAAGUACUCCUGGAAAGUUCUGCCCCAGAUGGCACCCACAACACAGGAGUUUGACUGCAAGGCCUGGGCUUACUUCUCCAAUGUGGACCCGGAGAAAGACCUGCACUCGGGCCUCAUUGGGCCGCUAAUCAUCUGUCGCCGUGGGGUGCUGAGCUUUGUUUUCAGGCGGCAGCUGGCUGUGCAGGAGUUCUCCUUACUCUUCACCAUCUUUGAUGAAACCAAAAGCUGGUACUUCAUGGAGAACAUGGAGAGAAACUGCCGCCCACCCUGCUACAUCCAGCAGGACAACCCUGACUUUAAAAGAAACCAUUCCUUCCAUGCCAUUAAUGGCUACGUGAGUGACACACUGCCUGGACUGGUGAUGGCUCAGCAGCAACGGGUCCGAUGGCAUCUUCUGAACAUGGGCAGCACUGAGGAUAUCCACUCUGUCCACUUCCAUGGGCAGCUGUUCAGCGUCAGAACUAGCCAGGAGUAUCGCAUGGGAGUCUACAACCUCUAUCCUGGUGUCUUUGGAACAGUGGAGAUGUGGCCCUCACAUGCUGGAAUUUGGAGGGUAGAGUGCAAAGUGGGAGAGCACCAGCAAGCCGGGAUGAGCGCUCUGUUCCUUGUGUACAACCUGAGCUGCCGAAGUGCCCUCGGCCUGGCCUCGGGAUACAUUGCAGACUCUCAGAUCACAGCAUCAGGGCAGUAUGGGCAGUGGGCUCCUUACCUGGCCAGGCUGGAUAACACCGGCUCCAUCAAUGCUUGGAGCACUGACCGCAGCAAUGCCUGGAUCCAGGUCGAUCUUUUGCAUCCCAUGAUUCUUCAUGGCAUAAAAACCCAAGGGGCCCGACAAAAAUUCUCCAGCCUCUACAUCUCCCAGUUUGUUGUCUUCUACAGCCUCGAUGGGCAAAGAUGGAGGAAAUACAAGGGGAAUGCCACCAGCACACAAAUGCUGUUCUUUGCAAAUGUGGAUGCAAAUGGAGUUAAAGAAAACCACUUCAACCCUCCAGUCAUAGCCCGGUACCUCCGCAUCAACCCCACUCACUACAACAUCCGGCCCACGCUGCGCAUGGAGCUCAUCGGCUGCGAUCUGAACAGCUGCUCCAUGCCCCUAGGAAUGGAGAACAGAAGCAUCCCUGACCAGCGCAUCUCUGCAUCCUCCUACAGCACCAACAUCAUCUUCAGCUGGUCGCCCUCCCAGGCCCGCCUGAACCUGCAGGGGAGGACCAAUGCAUGGAGGCCACAGAGUGACAGCCCCAGCGAGUGGUUGCAGGUGGACUUUGAAGUAACCAAGAAGGUGACUGCAAUUAUAACCCAGGGUGCCAAAGCUGUCUUCACCCACAUGUUUGUGAAAGAGUUUGCUGUCUCCAGCAGCCAGAAUGGCAUACACUGGAGCCCAGUCCUGCAGGAUGUCAAGGAGAAGAUUUUCAAGGCAAACCAAGACCCCACUAACACAGUGAUGAAUACUCUGGAGCCUCCCCUCUUUGCCCGCUAUGUGAGGAUUCACCCCCGCCAGUGGCACAACCACAUUGCCCUGCGGAUGGAAUUCCUUGGCUGCAACACUCAGCAGGAGCACUGAUGGCUGCAGGGUGAGGUAUGGCCAGCACUGGCCUGAGGACCUGCAUCCAACUUGACACUAAACUCCCUCCAGAGAGGAGGGCUGGAGCAAGCCCUCCAGGGCCCUGACUGUCCCUGCUGCCAGGGAGGAGAAAGUCUGCAGAAUUGUUGCUGUGGCUGGCUCAUCAUCAGCCUCUUCCUGUUCCUCAUCUACCAGAUGCUAUUCAGUCAGAUGUAAUGCUGAAGAAUUACACAGUAUUUUUCCAGUAUCUCUCUGCACUUACUCCUCUGCACCAGCCUUGGAGUACUCCUGGGCUGUCUCAGCUAGUGGGUAAGGAUGCUCCAAAGUGCUCUGCAGAUCCUCUGUGUUCAGCUGGCCACGGCUAUGGGAUAUGACAGACAAAGCAGCAUCCUCCAGCCUAGUGAGCAUGUUUGUUCAUGCUCAGCGCAGUCAGGCACUCCAGAACAUUUCUAGGCCUCUGCCCUAGUCCCUUAUUUUCCCAUCCUAAUCUGAUUUUACAGGGUUUCUAGGGAAUCUUGCAGACGAAGCCUAGGCCACAGGUCCCACCACACCCAGCUGCCCUCAUGGCUGUCUGUCUUCUGUUUCUGGUACUGACUGCACUGAUCUUCUACUAUCACUGCAAGGCUAUUGUGCAAUUUGGUUCUACUUAUACAGAACUUGCUGAGCAGAACUUGCUUAGCAAUAGAAACUAAACUUGCUGAAGCCCUAGGCCACAAGCUAUGUUGAACUUUUACCUAGUGAAGUAAAAGAAGGCCCUAGAGCUGGUUUGAGCUGGAAGGUAAGGAAAUAAGGAAAGCCACUACCAUCAUCAGGCUGAUCCAGCAACCUUAGAGAUAAGAGAGGAAAUGGCUCACCUAGAGACAAUGAAGGGACACAACCAAGAACAGAAGACCCCAGACCCUAGUAUUACUACCUGUCAGAACUCCUGUAUGAAGGGUAGGGACUCCUUUGCUUGGAGUCUCUCUUUGGAGGCACCUGGCUCGAGCUGCUCUGCAUGUCAGAUAAAGAAAUCAUUUAUUUACUGAAUGGAUUAAUUUUCUUUAAGCAGGAGCCCACUGACAGUAACAUAAUUCCCAUCAGGUGAUGUAAUUUCCUCAGCAAAACCCAAGGAAUUUGGCAUUGUGACACUGAAGAUAGGGCACACGUUUAUUGUCACCCUGCUGAUCUUGGUGAUCCUCUGUUGCUUUAUGUACAUGUGUGCAUUGGCCUUUCUCUGUCAGGUUUCCUCCUCUGGGUCAUGUUGUUUGGGUCUUAGCUGGGCCAUAGGAGCAAGAUGUGUCAGUGAGGAGGUGCACCUCUGGCCACCAGUGUAAAAUACAACAGGAGAAGAUUUACAAGGGAAGAUGCUGACCAAAAACUAGCCCACAGGGCCAUGAUUAAAAGCAUUUUUAAAAAAAGUAGACAAGUGCCCCCCUGCACAAAGAUUAUAUCAUAACUUUCCCCAGGUUUCCAAAUACGGGUAUUUGCUCAAGAAGUAAACUUUCUGGUUCUGUUUGUGUACAAA